AUGUACACCCUCGCCAAUGGCGACCGUGCAAUCGACAUGCCUGGUCUUCACGACACCCGCGGAAUCGAUGCAACAGACGACAAGCAUAGCGAUGAGUCUAUUUUACGCGCCCUCCUCAAUUUCCUCGCUAUUCAGAAGAUAGACACCAUACAUGGGAUCAACUGGCAUCUUCAGCCUGCGACUCGAGUUGAUGGCCACAUCAGAUGGGAGGCCAAAUUUAUCGACGGUCUCGUCGGGAGAGACGGGUGGAGAAAUGUUAUCGUCCUCAUCGUCGAGAAUCUACGUCCACGUCAUGAGCCUCCUAUCCGAGCAGCUGUCGAACCCUACACCGAUUAUGACGCUCUUCCCGUGAGAGGAUGUGUCCUUGACGAAGAGACAGGCUCCUCCCCCAGGUCCAUCUCAAUGUACGAAGAUAAUCCUGAGCAGAAUGUGGUCACUUUAGCUGGUUUGCGCAUCUCACAUUCUCCGAUCCAAAUCUGCAUUCUUGACGAAGCAUGUGUGGCCGCCUUCUUCCGCACCCUCACGACCCCGAUGAUCCGGAUCCGUGGAGGAACGCCGCACCUUUUAUUGGUGCUCUCUUUGGGCCUCUUGGAAUGGCCGUGGGUCACAUUGUGGCGACGACUGGACCCGGAGUGCAAUGCAAGAGAGGGGGGUGUAGAACGUUCCGCUCGUCUGACGUGUGUUAUCAGAGUUGGGAAGGGUGUGGGUGUACUCUGGCCAGUGGGGUAA
Stereum hirsutum FP-91666 SS1 is the source of this 729-nucleotide messenger RNA. RefSeq lists its product as uncharacterized. Lineage: Eukaryota; Fungi; Basidiomycota; Agaricomycetes; Russulales; Stereaceae. The record is from RefSeq and is a predicted model, not a curated record. The transcript has 3 exons. Bases 1 to 729 code for a protein of 242 amino acids.